CUUGGGACUCGCUCCAAGGACCUCCAGCCCCCGGGGGUCUCCAUUGCUCUCAGGACUCGCUCCAAGGACCUCCAGCCCCAGGUGCCCGCUCUCUUGGGACUCUCCACCCAGCCCCCGCCGGCGGGCGGCUCCCAUCUUUGCCCUCUCUCCUCCGGGACGCCAGCCAGCACUAGGUUCCGCCACCACCACCUUGUCUCUUGCCGCCCCGCCCCGCCCCUCCAACCCUGGGAGGGCGCAUUGCGAUUGGACCGGCCGUUGCCUAGCUACCCUGGGCACUGCGGUGCGAUUGGCCGACGAAGGACGCCCCAGGCCGCGGCGCAGCACAAGGCCUUCAAGAGGAAGAUCUCCGUUGUGUCAGCGGCCAAGGGGGCAGCGGCAGGGAACAGUGACACGGAGGGCGGCCAGUCGGGGGGGCGCAAGCGGCGCUGGGGGUCCAGCACGGCUGCCACCCAGAAGAAGCCGUCCAUCAGCAUCACCACAGAGUCGCUUAAGAGCCUGAUACCCGAGAUGAAGCCGGUGGCGGGGCAGGAGGCGGUGGUGGAUCUGCACGCCGAUGACUCCCGCAUCUCGGAGGAUGAGGGGGAGCGCCAUGGGGAGCCACCGGCCCACGAGAAGGGACUCAAGAUCUGCCGGACUGUCACACAGGUGGUGCCAGCCGAGGGGCAGGAGAACGGGCAGGGCGAGGAGGAAGAGGAGGAGGAGAAGGAGCCUGAGGAAGAGCAGCCUGAGGCCCCCCAGGUCACAGCAGAGUUGCCGUUGCCCCCACCUGUGGAGCACGAAGUCAAGAAAGUGACACUCAGCGACACCCUGACGCGCCGCUCCAUCAGCCAGCAGCGCUCGGGCGUCUCCAUCACCAUCGAUGACCCCGUGCGCACGGCCCAGCUCCCGUCACCCCCCCGCGCAAAGCCGAGCCCCAUCGUGCACAUCUGCAACCUGGUGCGGCCCUUCACGCUGGGCCAGUUGAAGGAGCUGCUGGGCCGGACAGGGACACUGGUGGAAGAAGCCUUCUGGAUCGACAAGAUCAAAUCGCACUGCUACGUCACAUACUCCACGGUGGAGGAGGCGGUGCUGACCCGCAACGCCCUGCACGGGGUGAAAUGGCCCCAGUCCAACCCCAAGUUCCUAUCCGCCGACUUCGCCGAGCAGGACGAGCUGGACUUCCACCGGGGGCUGCUGCCGGAGCGGGCGGUGGAGGCAGCGGCGGCCCCGGGGGCCGGGCCAGCCGGUGGGCGCGGGGGCCGGCGCUCAGCCCCCCGGGAGCGCUCGCGGGAGCCGGAGCGGGCGGCGCGGGAGCAGUGGGCGGAACGGGAGCGGGAGAUGGAGCGGCGGGAGCGCACGCGGGCCGAGCGCGAGUGGGACCGUGACAAGGUGCGCGAGGGGCCCCGCUCCCGUUCCCGCGAGCGCCGCCGCAAGGAGCCACCCAAGGCCAAGGAGAAGAAGGGCGAGAAGAAAG
This is a messenger RNA of Terrapene triunguis (Three-toed box turtle), 1453 nucleotides long. RefSeq names its product apoptotic chromatin condensation inducer in the nucleus. Lineage: Eukaryota; Metazoa; Chordata; Testudines; Emydidae. The annotation marks the transcript as partial. Gene Ontology annotation, molecular function: nucleic acid binding. The transcript is spliced from 9 exons. The record is from RefSeq and is a predicted model, not a curated record.